UCCGCUCUAAAUUAUCAAUCACAUCCUCAAGGCGAUCGAGGACCUCCUCGAUAGAAAGUUCGACGAGAAGCUACGGCCCAUGAAAUCAAGCCUCAAAGAUCUAUCCUCACAACUGGCGGAGGCUGUGAACUCGCUUGCUUUUCUGCACGACCAAUGUGAUAUACUAACCAAAAAAGUGAAGUUUCUUGAGUCAAGGAACACAAGUCUCGAAACGGAGAACAAGCUAAUUAAAGUGGAACUCAACAAAAUGGCGGGAGAUUUGAAUACUACGAAGAAGUCCCUCGACGUGUUCUACGGAGAACACGAACGACGUAGUAAAAGAGGUAGGAGAGCUAAUGGAAUCGAAAUCUUAGAAGAAGACAUAAGCAUAAGCCACAGGCUACCGGCUCCGAGACCGAAUCCCAACCAGCGCCCAGCUAAGCCAGGAGUACAUGUUAACACGCCGACUGACAUCAAUUAUUGUCAAAUUUGCACGCAGAGAUGUUCGAGACCGAUUUUAUGCCGGUCGGAAACAUCUCCGAGAUAAAUCCGUACGGGACAUUGGUCUCACGCGGUCCGAUAACAAGAUCUACAUUUCGGAAAGUUCGAGUCCAGGCAACAGGGAGUUCAAGGCGGCGUUAAGCGCCAGGAAUGAUCUGAAGUUCAAGUACAUUUGGACGCAAAAUGGAAAAGUGUUCCUGAGGAAAAAUAACGACAGCUAAGCUGUGCUGAUCAGUAAAUCACAGGAUUUACUCCACCUCAAGCAACGAGAAGACCACGAUUCACAAGAGGUAGAGUCAGCAAACUUUUAAGUUUGCCUGUUAAAACAGGCACGUAAGUCUAGUACGUAUUGAUGUCUAAUUUAAAUGAAGAUUCCUGUCGAACCUGUCGACAGUCACUCAAGAAGGGCGAUAGAGCUAUUGAAUGUGACCAGUGCAUAUGUUGGUUUCACCUAAAAUGCACAUGCUCAUCGGUCAAAGAAUUUAGAUAUAUAUCGAAAACAAAUGAAUUUUGGUUAUGUGAAUCGUGCCGCUCAGAAACUUUUCCAUUCAAUAUGUUAACUAAGCCUGAACUUCUUGAUUUAUCAUACAAUUCGAAUUCUAGCUGUCUCUGCUGUAAGAGCUUAUCAAUUGACUAUUUAAAAGAACUACCGAGAUUUGAGAUCUUGUCAAAAUUAGGCAACAAAACUAAUAAUUUCCCUACUCCUUCCAACGAAGACUCCUCAGACAGUUUACCCUGUGGAGUAAACUUUAAAUACCAUUCAGCCCAUGAUUUUCAUAGUAGUACCGAAAUUAAUCAAUCAAUUUGCCACAAUACAUUUUCGGUUAUGCAUUGUAACAUCAAAAGCCUAUCUGCUAAUUUUGAUAACUUUCACUCAUUGUUAGCCGAGCUGAAGCACCCGUUUAAUGUCAUUGGGCUCUCCGAAAUCAAGUACAAUAAGGACUGUGUUUACAGUACAUUAAAUAUGGAGCUAGAAGGCUAUGAUUUUAUUUUUGAACCAAGUAAUACGGAGGCAGGCGGAGUAGGUUUCUAUAUACAAAAUAACCUCUCCUACAACAUUCGCUCAGACCUUUCCUCCUCUUUCCUCCAUGAGAUAAUUUAGAUAUAAAUCGAAAACAAAAAAAAUCAAAACACUUUAUGAGGUGUUGCUUACCGACACCCCAAUUCAAAAAUAGAAAACUUUACAAAUAACACGCUUAACGAAACCAUCGAUGAGAUAAAUAAGGAAAAUAAGAUUUGCAUACUAAUGGAUAUAUGAAUAUUAACGCAUUGAAUUGUAGCUCAGAUAAGGCCACGGAUGAUUUUAUAAAUGCAAUAUGGCAUCCUACUCAUUUCAACAACACAAUUCUCCAACCUACCCGCAUCACUAAUCACUCUGCAACGCUUAUUGAUCACAUUUUCUUUAACUCUUUUCAACAUAACACCAUUAGCGGGAAUAUUGUUUAUGAUUUGACGGAUCAUCUACCGAAUUUUUUGAUAAUUAACAAAUUUACUGAACUCCCUCGUAGAUUCAAAUUAUUCCGCCGGGAUUACUCUCAUAAUGACGAGUCCGCGGUAGUACAUGAUAUGCAGGCCAUAAACUGGGAGCAUUGUUUUUCGCACUGUAAAGACGUAAACGACUACUUUGACUCUUUCUACGCUUCGGUAGAAAGGAUUAUUGACAAACACGCCAUCAGACGACAUGGUCGCCACCAAUUAACCCACUCACAUCUUCACCUGUAACCCAUACUAUCACCUUAUUCUUGGCCAUACAUUCCUUCCUUCCUUUUGUCUUUUAGUGUUUCCGCUCUGCUUGUACCAGCUUGUAUUCUUGUCGUAUCCUUGUUGUAUCCUUGUCGUGUCUCUAUAUCUGUGUUUUUCUCGUACGUUCUUGCUUGUGCACACAGCCUCUAGAUCUCCAAACUAGGAUUUUUCCCUAACAUUUAAGUGCACCCUAGCCCGUUUAGCUCUCAAGCUAUUCUAGGGUGCCCGCACCGAAGCAUUUUCCCCACUUGGUAUGCAACUCUAGGUUUUUUUUUCUCUCCUCUCCCUCUCAAUAUAUAUCUAUAUAUAUGAAUAUAAAAAGAAAAAGAAGAAAAAGAAGAGUAAUAUUAUAUCUCUAAUGAAAAAAAAAAAAAACAACCUAUGUAACACUUAAUUUUGUGUGCAAAUAAAAAAAGAUUUUUUUUUCUGAAAAAAAAGAGAUCUGUUUUUUUUCCGUAAGCGCUUAAAAUAAGUUCCCUUUUGUUGCUGUUAUUUUGCCGCUAAAAGGCUGAGCGCGCGCUAGUUUGCCGCCCAAACAGUCUAGUGAUCUCUUAGCGCAAGUCCCCUAUCAGGGGAAGCUGAUUACUUGUGAGCCUCUGCCCCAACGUAUGAGCUCCUGGUUCAAGAAACUAAAUCGCAUACGAUACUAAAAAGCAGUAGAAAUGCAUGCAACCAAAACCAGGGAGAAAAUGCCGCCAUGCUGCCAAACUAAAACGAGGCACCCAUUUCAUAUGUUGUUUUUGAUGAUGGUCUCCCUGUGGUGCACAUCAAUCGUCAACUCGCUCAGCGGCGCUACUUUCAGGAGCAAAACACGGCAAAAAACAUGGCCGCCGCCGACGGCGAAGAAACACCUGAAGAACGGGAGAAAUCCCAGAAAAGGGUAGCUGACGUCUGUGGCUUAUGGCAACUUCUCUCGGAUUCGGGGGCUCAUACAAGUGCUCUAAGUUCAGAUGUUAUUGAGUGUGUGUUUAAAACAUUGGAUAAAGAUGACAUUUUACCUCAGUCAAGCCAAUGCGACGACCAACAAACCAACAACUCUGAACUAUUUGAUUUAGCUGUUAAAUGUUUCAUCAAAGUUGUUCAACUUGUACAGCAAGCAUCAAAACCACAAGAGUGUCAGCUAGACACCCCAAGUCUGAUAAUGAAGUUUCUGGCGUGUCUUGGCACAUGCACUUCUCAUCACUCUAUUACAAGGGUUUCUUCUCUGCUAGGUGUGAUUCCACAAUUGUUGGCUGAUGAGCCAAUUCUACAGGCAAUAUUUGUAGGCGUUGGAUGCUUUGAGAGCAUGACAGCGGUUCUUGCUUCACUGCCUGAAGAAGAAGAAGACCAGAAUCGUUUAUGCAAGAGUUGCAUUUAUGCCUUAUCAUCCAUCACAAGUGGAUCACAUGCAGCCAAGGAAGUCUUCAAGGCCUCGGUUGGGUAUGACAAGAUAUGUAAUUACCUGAAAAAGUUGAGGCGACCAACCAAUGCCUGUGUAAUCACCUUACUGGACUGGGCUGUGGAGGGAGACUAUCUAGGGGGUGACCUCGUCAUCACCAAUGUUGAUGUCAUUCUCUUAUUACUGCAAUGGUUGGAAACUGUUGAUGUCAGUGUACAAUGCUUUGCAAGUGAGCACAUCCGUCGGUUGUGUCAAACAUCCACCCACAAUGCCAUGUUGUGUAGUGUAAGCGGUGUGUUUACCAAGAUCUUACAGCUCCUUGACAAAUGGCACCGGACUAUAAGUGACAAGUGGGCAGAGUCACUCAUUGGCAUAUUAGAGGACCUUGGUUAUCAUUCAGUCAGUGCGUCAGAGCUGAAGCAGCUGAUCAGCUUGUUCCGACCUUUUGACGAUGACACCCAGGUCAAAUUUACCCGAAGACUUCUGAAGGCACUGGUCAAAAUGUCUUGUGGUGGAGGGAAAAACCGAGCAAAGUACUACUUUGACCUGCACGAAACAUCAGCUCGCAUCCGUGUGCCAAGUAUCACCAAGUGGCCGGGUUCUGGGUUCACCUUCCAUGCCUGGGUAUGUCUUGAGCCUGACAGCGCUCGACAGAGGAAGCCUAAUGCUCCACCACUCUCCGUAGAUCGCCGGCUAUUGUACAGCUUUUUCUCAGCUUCAGGCACCGGCGUGGAGGCGUUUCUCACACAUGAUGGGACUCUCGUGGUUGCUAGCAGCAACAAGAGAGAAUAUCACUCGGUCAUGGUCCCAGACUGCAAUUUGACGGAUCGACAGUGGCACGCAUUAGGUAUAUCAUAUACUUCUUCACGACGGCCGUUUGGACAAAGCUCUGUUGCUGUCUAUCUGGACGGGGUCUCUAAGAUCGUAUCACCCUUGAAGAUUUCGUCAUUCUCUGAGGAGCUGUGCAAUUGCCUGAUAGGAUCUGGUCACCCUGUGGCGGACUCACACCCGCCCUCACCCCACCCUGUGUCAUCCAAGCCUGGUUUGAGGUUCCCGUUCACGCGGACAGGGAGUCUGGAUGUGCAAGGCGGUGGUGACCAUUGCUCGUCAAUAGGGGCCUGGACCCAGGAUAUUGUGUGGGGCGCACCGCGCUCACUGCAGGGCCAGCUUGGAUCAGUAUCGGUAUUUAGCGAAGGUCUGGCCGAGUCUUUCAUCUCUGCUCUUUAUAAUGCGGGUCCUAAUGAUCUUGGGAUAUUCCAGCCAACGGAUGUGUCUGGCUCAUCACAGUGCAGUCUACCUGAACUUUCCACUAAACUUGUGCUUUACUAUAGCGCUAAGGCUGGGCAAGAUGUCAUGUGUAGUGAUUUGACGCCACCUUUACCAGGCAGGGCCUCGCUACCAGGCAGGCUGACAGGCUAUAGAUGUGUCCGGUGGAAUAUGAAGGAUGUCAUUCAAGCGAUCGGCGGAGUAGAAAUUUUUCUUCCACUAUUUGACGAACUUCGCUUUCAGAGUGGUGACGAGAUGAAUAGUAAAGCGUUUAAUCUGGCUGGUUCGAUAUCCAGCGAGACGCCUUCCUCUUGUGACAUCCAAAUAGUAAUUCAAGAGCCAGAUACAAUAACGACAGCAUCAAGUGGAAGCUCUCCUACUGCACAAAAUGAGUGCGUCUCGGACUGCGCCGAUAGCGCGAGUGGAAUCACAAAUAACAACGGACAAACUACAAAUAGAGUGAUAGGUACUUUACAACGAGACAAUGGAAUUAGGAAUAAUCAUACUUCAUCGGGAACUUCUCACUCGGAAGCUGUCUUAGACACAAAGACUAAUUUAGCCACUACAAAUAGUGAAAAACAAUUACAAUCUUGUUUGGAGGAAAAGCGAAACAAUGUCGAUGAAUGCAAACCCGAGAAGGAGUCGGACGUCGUCGAACAACCAAAUGAUUUCAACGAGGACUGGACGAUAGUGAAUCGUCAAUUCGGAGACGCGUCGGACUUCCAAGCGGUGAUCUGCCGACUGUGCGAGCUUCCUGACUGCAGCGACAUCUCGCUGUUGAUGUACCUCAUCAUCAGUAUAUUCAAGGAUGAUGACGUCACGGAGUCAGUCUACGCGCGCCGGCUGCCAUACCUUGCGCACCUACUUGAGUCACGUGACCCUCGCUUGAUUGACGUCCAUGUUCUAAAGGCCUUGCAGGCCAUGGUGGAGUGUCUCAUGAACGAGUCCCUUCUAAGACAAAUUUAUCACCAUUUGGUGUUCAACUUCCGUAUCUGGACGUUGUGCGCAUUCGAUGCCCGUAUAGGCCACAUACAAUAUUUGUCGACCAUUGUCAAGGACAAUCCGCGCUAUUUCCGUGAGUCGUACGGCGUAAGGUUUUUCCUGGACAUCAUUCGCAUGUAUUAUGUAGGACCGGGCGAGUCCUUAUGUACUGCCGCUGAUUUGAAGCGUGCGGGCGCGCUGGAGUUGUCGGAAGUGGAAGUACGGAUGAUAAGGGCGUCAUUGCUUGGUCUGGUGAAGUUCUACCUUCAGCAGAAUCCGAGUAAAGAGGAGGCGACAUAUCUAGUGGAUUACCUGCACAGUGUGCAAGACCCUGAGCUCGUGAACGAGCUCCUCGACCAGAUCAUCGCUCUGCUUACAAAAACACCAAAGAUGGUGAAACGGCUCUCAGAGCCAGGGCAUGUAUGUGUGUUCGUCUCCCUUUUGCUGAAUCACAAAGCCGAACACGUGCGUCUCAAGAUCUUCAAAGUCAUGGCAACCAUCGUGACGUCACACCAGGUCCCGGAUGCCAACAAAGGUCCUUGGCGCCUGCAGGAUUCAGGGAUCGAUGUGCUCACGAGAGCUCUACACGGGGAAGCUUCGGAGCGGAUCAUCACAGGACUGCUGGAAUUAGGAGUGUCUAAUGUUUUAAAGUCUAAAGGCAUUCACGUGUAUGGGUACUACCAGGUCGUGCUGACGGUGGUCGAUAUGGUCAAGUCGAUGGAGUUACCCGCCAAGCUCCUCAUAAGUCAGAUGAUACUUCGGUCACUUGACACUAGUCGCGAAAGCCAUACAGCCUUAGCAAGCGAGCCCGGCUGGUACGACUCGCUUCUCAGACUACUGGUCCUUCGCUCACGUGACGAAAUUCAAGCCAAUCAGAGCGCGGCAUCACCGUCAUGCGAUGAAGAGCCCACCAAUCAAGAAGCUUCUUCAUUAUCAAGCGAUCUUAUUGACACUGUCUUGGAAAUUGUUUUUCGUGUUUUGUGGCGUGGCAUCCAAGGACACGACGAGAAGGCUUGGAAGGAGCGCGGACAGGCAAUGGCCUCCAUCAGCACCAUCGCCUCGACUCAUGUCUUCCUUAUCCCCUCCCGCGCGCUGGAGCGUACCCUCCUGGAGCUGUGCCUGCAGGGUGAGGUAGUGGACAUCCGGAGCUCCGGACAGACGGGCGCGUCCGAGACUGAAAACGCGCUGAUGAUCAUGAGACUUGUGGAGGAUUUCCUGUUCACUCCAGAAUCUUUUACUGGCGAGAAAAUCGACGAAGAGCACAGCUGGAGUGUCAAGUUGGUCGAGCAAGUCGCAGAUCUGCUUGAGGCGCUGAAUGUCUGGUCAGCGGAUGAUAGCGAAGAGCAUGUGGAGUGGCAAGAGAUGGCACAGAUCGGCGUACGCAUUUUGCUUGGAUCUAUUGCGCACGUGCAGACUGAGCUCUGCGCCACGGCCUCGUCCAAGCUUAGCGCACUUCUAAAGGCUCGUACGAUGACGUCACAGCUUGAAGUCUGUUUCGUCCUCGGAAGUCUGUACAAGGCGUUUCUCGCCUCCAAGGAAAAAGAGGGCUGUCGUAACUUCACCUUCAUCAUUCCCGUCAUCCGUAUCGUGCUUCUGAAGUACCGUGAGCAGUUACCGCUGACUAUAUACGUCCCCGAGUUCUCUGCCCCAGACCGCAUGCAUCCAAAGUUUGACGAGGAGUUCCUGGAGCUGGCGGAGACAGAUGAGUUCAAGGCUCUGAUGCGCCAGCAGAUUCUCCCUGGAAUCAAGCAGUUCGAAGCCAAAUUUGAGAACAGCUCCGUUCUUUCUGGACGCUUCUGGAUGCAGUGUCUGACCGCCCUGCAAUCGAGCCUGAAGCAACGUGACCAACUGUCAGCUGAUGGUAGAGAGAGGUUUGCGCGCCAAGUGACCAAAGCAGCACAGGAGUUGCGCACUAAAUUACAAGAGCGCGAUAAGGGUCUGCUACGAGCACGGUCGCAGCAAAGUGCGCGUAAUGCCAUCGACUGGUUACUUACCAAAAGGAGGCUAACAUCAGAGAGGGCGCCUUGGGCAUAUCGUACCCCCGAGGAAGUUCACUGGAAGCUUUCCACGGAGGAGACUUUUCAACGCAUGCGCCUGAGAAUGACUCAAAACCUGAAUUAUUCUUACCACAUGGAGGCGAGCAACGCACGUGAUAACAAGUCUGACGAGAAUCUAGAUGGCGACACACUCAGUCAAUCAGUCCCUCUGAGGGUAGCUCGUGAGGCUGUCGUGAUGCGAUCCCUGGAGGCUGAUGAGGACGAGGAGCUUACAGCUUCUAACAACUCUGUCAGUCCACCUAUGAGCCCGCCCAAAAAUCGCGCAAGUGUAGUCGAGAAAGUCGUUCUUGAAGUUGACUGCGAGCUCGUGACACUGAUGGACGUCAUGCCCGGAAAACUUAAGGUCUCUACUACGCAUGUGUACUUCACAGCCAAUAGGAGCUCAGAUGCGUGGGAUUUGACUACUGUCUAUGAGUUCACGUGGGCGUUGGCCGAGUUAAGGGAGGUCCACCUACGAAGACACAAUUUGCGGCGAAGUGCGCUCGAGUUCUUCUUAGUAGAUCAGACAAACUACUUCAUCAACUGCAGCAAAAAGGCCCGCAACACGGUGUACAAAAAGAUCAUGUCGCUGCGUCCGCCCAACCUGUACUACAUGGGUGCACGCUCGCCCGCUCAGCUCCUGAAGGCAUCGGGGCUGACGGAGCGAUGGGUCAAGAGGGAAAUAUCCAACUUCGAGUACCUGAUGCAGCUAAACACGAUCGCGGGUCGCACUUACAAUGAUUUGAGCCAGUAUCCGGUCUUCCCAUGGGUAUUGGUGGAUUACGAGUCCAAAGACCUAGACCUUAGUAACCGGGCAGUAUACAGAGACCUAUCUAAGCCAAUCGGAGUGCUCAACCCUGCAAGAGUUAAAGAAGUCGAGGACAGGUACAAGCAUUUCGAAGACCCAACAGGCACGAUCGCUAAGUUCCAUUACGGCACCCACUACUCGAACUCAGCCAGUGUGUUGUUCUACUUGCUUCGCGUCGAACCCUUUACCACACUGCAUGUCGCACUGCACAGCGGCCGCUUCGACUGUGCCGACAGACAAUUCCACAGUAUACCCGCGCUCUGGGACUCGCUCUUCAACAAGGCCUCUGACGUCAAAGAGCUUGUACCAGAGUUCUUCUACUUCCCAGAAUUCCUCGAGAACUUGAAUGGGUUCGACCUGGGUCGCUUGCAGGGUGGUGCACGUGUGGAUCACGUAACUUUGCCUCCUUGGGCACGGACGCCGGAAGAGUUUGUGCACAAGCACCGCCAAGCGCUGGAGUCUGAGUAUGUGUCUACGCAUCUGCACGAUUGGAUCGACCUGAUCUUUGGCUACAAGCAGCGCGGAGAGAAAGCGGUAGAGGCUCACAAUGUCUUCUAUUACUGCACAUACGAAGGGGCAGUAGAUCUGGACGCCAUCACGAACGAAGCCGAGAGAAUCGCCACCGAGGGUAUGAUCAACAACUUCGGUCAGACGCCAUCUCAACUCCUUACAACCCCACACCCAGUGCGCAUGACUCAAGCAGAUGCCGCUGCUCACAAGCAGAAGGCCCUAGAGAUCGCUGGCACUUCAAAACCGCUGGCCAAUGUAUUCGAACAUGUGGAUAAACUGAAGGCUUACUUCGUCGUGGUGACAGAUAGUUGCGAUCCCCUGGUGUUUGCUGCUGUCCCGAGAGUGCAGGCUCGCCUUCUUAUCCACCAUGGCAUGCCGGACUGCAUGGUGACGGUCACCCGUAGCGGAAUUCUGGGAAAUCAGGACUGGUUACCAUACUCCAAAACCAAAUCACGGCCGUUUACGUUCGAGCUCGACCCAGCACUCUCAUCAGUAAAACUAAGGCGAACCGUCGCUGGGCCGUUCAGUCCAGACGUAACCGUGACGUCACGCCACUUCGCUAUGAGCCAGGACGCGCGGCUGAUCAUCACUGCGGGACACUGGGACAAUACUAUACGGGUAUUUUCUAUCAAAGGAAAACUGCAGUCUCGAAUAACGGCACAUUCAGAUACGGUCACGUGUCUGUCGAUAGACCGUGACGGCCACCACCUGAUGACCGGGUCACGUGACACCACAUGCCGCCUGUGGCUGGUUAGUCACGUGGGUGGCUGGGCGGCUGACGUCAACAAGAGCCCGCUGCAGACCUUAUACGGUCAUGACCAUGAGGUCACGUGUGUGGUGCUCAGUUGGGAACUGGAUAUGGCGGUCAGCGGUUCUCGAGACGGGACCUGCAUCGUUCACACAGCGCGUAAAGGACAGUAUCUGCGCACGCUAAGGCCCAUGGGUAAUGAACCAAGCUCGGCCCCUUGUCGUGUGACGUCACUGGGGCUAUCCGAGUUUGGCGGCAUUAUAGUGUCCAGUAAUACUCGCGAUGCGCGCGCUCUCACCCACUACUCAAUCAACGGACGCCUCCUCGCCCAGGAACGUGGGCUCAAGGAUGACGUAAUCGACAUUGAGAUUUGUGGGGAUUUUGUAGUAACCGGAGGGAAUUCUGGAAGGCUUGGAAUUCGAUCAUUACACAGUUUCAAGCAGCUGAGAAGCAUGAAUCUUCUUGUCCCAAUCACGAGCGUAUCAUUAGCCAAGGACAACACCCACAUCUUUGUCACCCUGUGUGACGGCAAGCUAAUCGUGAUUGCUGUUGACGUACCAGCCACGUGACGUGACAACAAUCACAUCUUUGUCACCCUGUAUGACGUGACAACACCCACAUCUUUGUCACCCUGUAUGACGUGACAACACCCACUUCAACCCCAAGCUGUGACUUGACGACACCCAUAUCUUCGUCACUGUGUGUGUGGAGUGACAAUAUCCACAUCUUCGUCAAGCUGUGUGACAACAGGCUGAUCAUGAUUGAUGUUUUAACGGGAGCAUUCCCGGGAACCCAGGACUCAUUACGCCGAGAUCCAUCCGCCGGAAAUUCCAUUUUAGCAGGCACGCAGUUAUUGACUUGGAAAAGCAAUAUUUCAAUUUACCAGGCGUAUCAUUGUAUUAGAGAAGGAGUUAUAUCUCUCGGAAAAUUCACCCAAUUUUAACUCACUCACUCGGGGAGAGCUCUAGACAAAAAAGCACAACACGUAAUGUAUCAAUAAUGCGACUCCAAAUGAUAAAAAGAAUGGAAUACUCCUAGGUCGUGCACUUAUAAUAAUCACAACGGAACAUAGUAUGUACCUAUCACUUGCAAGUAAUUCGCUCGGCUCUUGUGUAUAACUUCUCUCUAUAUACGAAAACAAGAAACAGUCCUAUUGAUCUUGGAAGGUAUUUUGCGUAAAAAAGAAAACGACCCCAAAAUGUUCUGCCUAAAUAUAUCGAUACCAAUUA
Nematostella vectensis (starlet sea anemone) is the source of this 11179-nucleotide messenger RNA. Its product is annotated as neurobeachin-like protein 1. Gene Ontology annotation, biological process: intracellular protein localization. Gene Ontology annotation, cellular component: cytosol; membrane. Gene Ontology annotation, molecular function: protein kinase binding. The record is from RefSeq and is a predicted model, not a curated record. NCBI's taxonomy places the organism in Eukaryota, Metazoa, Cnidaria, Anthozoa, Actiniaria, Edwardsiidae. The transcript has 39 exons. Bases 3047 to 10519 code for a protein of 2490 amino acids.